AUGGACGUCGAAAGUUGUGUCGAACUACCUGACGGACACCUCGUUAACCUCUCCCCACGACCCCAACGACAAACCCAGUACCAAGCAUACCGCGCUCAUUAUACGGCCACUGAGCUAUAUCCCACUCCACCUGCCCGAAACUCUCAUCGUGUGCCACCAUCCGAACUUGAAGACCGUCGAGCCUCGCCAGACAUCAUGUAUCAGAAAGAGAAAACAACCAAGCUUCCGGUGCCGAGAUCGUUCGCCGAGAGGGCCAGGGAGCAAAGGAAUCAAACUCCCAGCCCUACCGGAAUCCCCAAGUCAUCGUCAGCCGGAUUUUCAUCGGGGGGAUCUGGUGGUCAGUCUGGGGAGCGAGACCGAGAUCUCAACAUGCGGAAAAUGCGUGGCAGGUUUGAAAAAGAAUCACCACUGUCACAGCGCGGCUCUUAUAUCCGGUCAAGAGAAAGCGACAGGGUUCGAUCUGAAGGGAGUACAAACUCUUGGCAGCAGCAUAAGUAUCCAGCCAAAACCGCCGCAGAAGUCCAACCAUCGCAACGCGGAGCAAGCAAACCUCGAAGUGGUAUCCCCAAUCCUAGCGCCAAUAUAAGCAAAGUGGUAUCAAGCCCGCGUUAUGAGUCUCGUAAUGCCGAGCCACAGAACAAGUGGCUAAAGGAGGGAGGUCAAUGGAUCAACCGAGAGUCCCGCGAGAAUAUGCAUCAGAGAUCGGGAGCAACAGACACCACCGCCGAUUCUAGCCCCCGGUCCCAUCCUUCAAUCUCGCCAGUGUCUGCCGAGGACUCUAUGACAGACUGUGACUGGGAGGACAGAUUCGUCGUCCAUAUGCCCUCUGCUAAGGACCCCAACCCACCGACUAUGACUGAAGAUCAAAUUGCCGAUUAUCAAAGAAGCAUUGAGAAAGUUCACCGGGAGGGGAUCCGAAUGCUUGACCCAAACACUGGACCCAGUCCACGGGGCUCGCCGAGCGAAGGUCGACGCAAUUCCUCCACAUAUCAAGAUAGGCGAAGAAAGUUGGAGCAAUCCAAGACCUCUGAAAGCGUGGCAGCAGAGCCUCGGCAGCCUCAGCAGGAAGUCGAGAAGCUGAAAGUUCCAACUACCCAACCUCAUGAGUCUCAAGCAGACAGCAACUAUUAUAGCCCUGAUGAGGUUGGCAAAAACCGCAUCAGCACUAUAUGGGAAGAAUCUCCCACAAAGCCCAGAGAGAAACGAAAGUCCCACACUGGGGAUGGUUCCUUCUUGGGGUGCAAGGAAAUCAAUCCUUGCCCGAAAAACCCUGACGAAAUACAUCUCUUCUCAUCGGGGGAAGACUCUACCACCCUGCAACCCCAUCCACUUGCCGUGCGUGCGAAAAAGAGACAGAAGGAGAAAGAAGCCCAGGCGGCCAGCAAGUCGAUGGAGAAGACCGUUCUACAAGAAGAAUGGUCACAAGUUUCUCGGAACUCCAAGAGCAAGCACUCGCCUGUGACCUUGUGUCAGGAGCAAGAUUGCCCUGAUAAUCAGAUUCCAACUCCAAGCUCUCAGGGCUCGAGUAAAGAGAACUCGCGCCCCAGGCCAAGCAUCGAAGACUCUCCAGGUAGAAUGGACGGUGGACGUGGUGAUGACGAUGUGUUCAUCAUCACACCUACUGUCACUCGUACUUUGCUUCCAACCCCUACACCAGAGAAAGUGGCAAAGGCAGAAAAGAAAAUAUCUGUCUUAAAGGCGCAAGGGUUACGACGCCCCGGUGGAACUGGCCAAUCUGGGACUGGGGAGGCUGUCAAGGCUGUUCGGGCCAAGGCCCAGGUCAUCUCUACACCUGCUGGACUACGACAUGUGUCAGGCCUUGCGCAAGUCAAAUCAGCUCUUCCCUCGCUUACAUCUUCGAAGACCACUCCCUCCUUCUUGCCUUCCAAGGCAACGACUCAUGUCAGCAGUAGUCCUGCGUCGAAGGAAAAAUGCUCGAAAGAAGAAUCCCCGACGGAGAAAGAAUUGAAAGAAGAAGACUUAAAGGAGAAGGACUCGAAAGAUGAUGACCCCAAACCAAAGGAUAGCCCCAGUCAACGGAAGGAGAAGGAGAAGAGCGAAAAGCCAAGCAGCUCAAUUCGUGGCUUCAUCCGUACCUCAGCAAGGUCCACAGGUCUCGUCAGGUCACCAACCGAGAGCCUGGCGACAAUACUCCGUAACGGGACCGAGUCUUUGCGCAAUCGCGCAGAAUCCCUACGCAAUGGUUCAGGGUCUCUUGUUAGCCGCAAGGGCUCGAGUUCCCCCGUGUCUCAAGCCUCACCACCAACUAGAGACAAUUCAGACUCUUCAAAAUCCGCCAGGUCUUUCAGAUCAGCCAAAGAGACUCCCUCAUCCUCCACGAAGCCAUCUCCGGCCAAAAAGGAGUCCCGCACUGCUAGGGUUUCUCUCGAAAAACCUCCCAUCCAAGAGAAGCCACCCCCAGCGGAGCCAGAACCUCCGGUCAAGAAGGCUACGCCUCCACCAGAAAGAAAGAAGACCGCUGAGAAGCUAGAAAAGGCAGAAAAACAAUCUCCCAACCCGGAACAGCUCUCCCGAGCCGAGCGACUGGAAAGGUUCAAAGAACAAGCUCGACUCCGAAGAGCAACCAAAGGUGUCGACAAAGUAGUCGAUAGAGUUGUUGAGAUCGCAGAAUUGGACGGGCAACAAGUAGCCGCGUCCAAAAAGAGUCUACAAGCGAAUAUCACGGAUGUCCACGAUGAUCUCCACAAUCUGUCUUCAGGAGAAAAAGACGAGGAGGAGACCAAAGAAUUCUCCAUCACCGAAAUCACCACCGACAACGACACAAACACCAUCGCCCUCUCCUUGAUAUUCGAAAUUGUGUUUUUAGCCAUCACAAACAUGCACAAAUUUGCUCUCCAAGUUACCGACAGUCCAUACAUCAAAUUCGUGGUUACAAACAUCUUGAACAUGACACGCCAUUGUUACCAUGUCUUAAGUACGAUCUGCAGUACCAUAUCGGUUUACCAGACCACGGGUUCUUGGCCCAAAGCCAAGAAUGAUCAGGCUAUUAGUCGAUUCUUAGUCGAGCUUCUGCAGGCUAUAGUCUACUUGUUUAUUCUUGGUUUUGGGGCACUGAUUGCAGGGCGUGCGGCUGGGUAUGUGGUUCUUGUCGGGACUUGGAUUGUUUGGUUUGCUAGGCCGUUUGCUUGGGCUUUUCAAUGUGUCACUCAUGCUCUUAUAACAUGA
Messenger RNA from Penicillium pulvis, 3186 nucleotides. RefSeq names its product putative NTP binding protein. The coding region runs from base 1 to 3186 and encodes 1061 amino acids. The transcript has a single exon. Lineage: Eukaryota; Fungi; Ascomycota; Eurotiomycetes; Eurotiales; Aspergillaceae. The record is from RefSeq and is a predicted model, not a curated record.